Molecule: messenger RNA, 1251 nt
Organism: Trichomonas vaginalis G3
Lineage: Eukaryota; Parabasalia; Trichomonadida; Trichomonadidae
Product: carbohydrate binding
Exons: 1
Coding region: 1-1251 (416 amino acids)
Biological process (GO): endoplasmic reticulum organization; Golgi organization; endoplasmic reticulum to Golgi vesicle-mediated transport
Cellular component (GO): Golgi membrane; COPII-coated ER to Golgi transport vesicle; endoplasmic reticulum membrane
Molecular function (GO): D-mannose binding
Source: RefSeq, a predicted model, not a curated record
AUGUUUUUAUUUUUUUUUUCAUUUUCUUUAUCAGAAGAAUACGGAUUGAGAGCUCCAUUCCAGCUUAGCUCUGAUAACAAAAUAGGAUACUGGGAGUUUGCAGGCUCAACUAUUGUUUUUAACGACAGUAUUCAAUUAGUCCCACCAAUUCAAUUUAAACGUGGCUGCGCAUGGACAAACCUUGAAAUACCUAGGAAAGACUGGCGUAUUUCAUAUGAUUUUAGGUUUAGCGAAGGAGAUUUGGGUUCUCAAAUUGGCCUGUGGUUUGUUGAUAAAUACGGUGACGAAGGCGAAUUAGCCGGAGGACCACAGGUGUUUAAAGGUAUCGCAGUCAUCAUAAGUUUGGUCGAAAAAGAAGAGAAAAACUUUUUAGACUUUUAUUUCAUACAAAACAGAGGAAUUCAAACGAUUAACAUGUCCGACUUGAAGCCAGUUCAGUCGCUUGAAUACAGAAUCGGAUCAGUUUUUAAUGUUGCAAUUGAAUUAAAUUUGCAAACUAUCGAUAUCAAGAUAGGAAAACUGAAAACUGAGAAGCUCAUAUAUUCAUCAGACCUAAAUGUCGAUAUUACUCAAAACUACAUAGGCGUAACUGCUAUAAAUGGCCAGAAUUUCGCAAAAGUCGAACUUCUCGACUUGUUUAUACAUUUACUGAAUAACCAUGAAAUCAGUAGUAAGCGAAAAGUAGCCAUGACCCGUUGGAAUACCGGAACAUAUCAGCCAAAUCAUAUUUUCCAUUAUAGAAACCCAGAAUUCCAAAAGAUGUACUUGGAACAUAUCAGAAUGGACGAACAGCCUAACGCAGAAGCCAAUUUCUCCACAGUUAUUGAAGUAAUUGACGAAGCAAACAGAGUUGCAUUCGAUACAGCUUCUUUUUAUGAAUUAAACUACUUUGUACGCGAGAAAAUUAAUCCUUAUACAACAAAGUGGUAUGAGAGGACCUUGAAGAUCUCAAAUAUUGUCAAAUCUUCUCAUGAAGUAUUAACUGCUGGAUUAAACUAUACAAACUUCGUUGUUAAGUCGCUGAAUGAGACAAUAUCAGAGAACGCUGCCAAAUUCUCGAAGAAAUCAGCAACUCUCGCUUCAUUAUUUUCCGAAAUUGAAGAUGACUUCGACAUCAGAGAAUUGGUCAAGAAAUCAGGAAAUACAACAAGCCAAAUCUUGUUUUAUAUUGGAAGUUCAGAGUUUUUGAUGCUUUGCGCGAUUUUGGCGUUCUUCACAACAAAACGCGGCAAAAAGUACUUCCAAUUCUGA